UUAAUCAUGAGAUACGCUUCGUCGAUUCAAGAUGGCGGAGAACGGUGAAAUAGCACCUCUUCUCAACAAGAAAUUUGAACACUCUGGUGAAGAAUUGACCGGUUGUGGAGCCACAGUGUGCUGUGAUCCUAGAAAAGGUGUCCAUCGCUACUUUGUCCUUGGGUUGAUAUGCUUCUUGAGUUUUGGAAGUUACUACUGCUAUGAUAAUCCAGCAGCAUUAGAGAAAAAUAUUGAACUGGACAUGAAUGUUUCCACACAAAAAUAUGUGUUGUUAUACUCGCUCUAUUCAUACCCAAAUGUAGUGUUAUGUUUCUUUGGUGGAUUUCUUCUGGACAGAGUCUUUGGUGUGAGGCUUGGCACCAUUAUCUUCAGUUUAUUUGUCUUAAGUGGUCAGAUUGUGUUUUCUCUGGGAGCUUACAUCCACAGUUUUACAGUUAUGGAGGUGGGCAGGUUUAUAUUUGGGCUUGGAGGGGAAAAUUUGGCAGUGGCCCAGAACACUUACUCUGUGAACUGGUUCAAAGGGAAGGAGUUGAAUAUGGUGUUUGGACUUCAGCUAAGCUUUUCAAGAGUGGGCAGCACAAUUAACAUGAAUGUAAACAACCCAAUUUAUAAGUCAUUUUCAAGUCAUGUCCUAGCAACAAAGAGCUACCAGGCUCUAGGAAUGACCUUGUUUGUUGGAGCUGGUGUUUGCAUGUUUUCUCUCGUCUGUGGGUUGGUACUGGGUUUUCUGGACAAGAGAGCAGCUCGCAUUCUGAAGAAAGAAGAUAGUCAAACAGGUGAAGUCAUUCGUUUGUCAGAUGUCAAAGACUUUCCCCUUAAUUUGUGGCUAAUAUUUAUUAUCUGUGUUGCCUACUAUGUGGCUAUUUUUCCAUUUAUAGCACUUGGCCUUGCAUUUUUUGAGGCAAAGUUUGACUUGAAUCCCACCAAAGCAGGAGCAGUUAACAGUGUGGUGUUUAUCAUUUCCGCCUGUGCCUCUCCAUUCUUGGGCUUUAUGGUGGAUAGAGUUGGAAAGAAUAUCUUCUGGGUAAUUUUAUCAGUGGCUGUAACCCUUGGCUGCCAUUGCUUGAUGGCUUUCACUUUUUGUAACCCAUUUGUCGCUAUGAGUAUACUGGGUGUGUCUUACUCCAUGUUGGCCUGUGCUCUGUGGCCACUUGUUGCUUUAGUUGUCCCUGAACAUCAGUUGGGUACUGCCUAUGGAUUCAUGCAGUCUAUUCAGAAUCUGGGACUUGCAGUUAUUUCACAAGUAGCUGGAACAAUUGUAGACCUUAAAGGAUAUUUAGUAUUGGAAGUGUUUUUCUGCGCCUGGUUGUGCAUUGCCUUGAUUGCCAGCAUUCUGCUCUACUUGGUUGAUGCCUCCAGAGGGACAGGCCUAAACCUCUCCACCCUAGAAAGAAAGAAAUUAGCAGCUCAAAGCAGAGUCACACUUAUUUCGUCAGAAGAGGAAGACAUUCACAAGAGAGACUAUAAUGUGAGUCCAAUCACUCCUCGCUCUGCAGCUCAGCUGCGGUUGCGCUUUUUGUCACGAGUAGGCCAACAGUACUUCCAGCUACCAGAGACCUACAGAGCUUCGGCACUGGCUUAUCCUCAUGUACUUAAGUGAUUAGUCACCUACUUUCAGUGCAAGAAUGAGCUCCUCACAGGCGGUGUCAAUUUGAAGGACUGGGUUACAAUAUUUGAGGCGAAAGAUGCGUUACCAUGUUAUUUUGAUGGUGGAUCUCGUAUUAGUUUUCCAGAUUCAUUCUCAUGCAAGCUUUAGAAUGAUUUAGAAUUAUACCGGCGAGAUAUACGCAAGUAACUUCCAUAAUUAUUUAGUUAAAGGAGACUCAUUUGAGAAAUUUAUACCUCCUUUAAACCUAUUUCCCUUUUUUUUUCGGUUUUUAUCAAAGGUUAUUUUGUAUCGUUUGGGCUAGUUUAAAUUUUUUGCUGAAUUGCAAGACAGAAUCACCCUAAAUAACAAAUGUAUCGUUACCUAAUUCAAUAAUGUGACGCAGAAUCCUUAAUUUGAUGCAAUAGACCUUCAAAGUGCAAUUAUUUGUAUUGAUUAGCGCAAUUUUUUAAUGAAUUGUCGAAAGUCAGCCAGGAUUGCAUUCGCUUUGCCUUGAUUGGUCUAGAAAAUCGCGUCACUUUCUUAACCAAUCAGAUGCAAAACUGAAACCGAUCACGACAUGGUCGCUCGCGUUUUCCCGCGCUUUGUAAUUAGAAAUUAUUGUAACUACUUAAAAUAAAGUGAUUUUCUUACUUAUUUUGGAACUAA
Molecule: messenger RNA, 2254 nt
Organism: Pocillopora damicornis (cauliflower coral)
Lineage: Eukaryota; Metazoa; Cnidaria; Anthozoa; Scleractinia; Pocilloporidae
Product: lysosomal dipeptide transporter MFSD1
Biological process (GO): transmembrane transport
Cellular component (GO): lysosome
Molecular function (GO): transmembrane transporter activity
Source: RefSeq, a predicted model, not a curated record